Molecule: messenger RNA, 1215 nt
Organism: Auanema sp. JU1783
Lineage: Eukaryota; Metazoa; Nematoda; Chromadorea; Rhabditida; Rhabditidae
Source: the annotation of a GenBank genome assembly
AUGAAUCAUACAUUCACCAACAUCACCCAUAUUGAUGAUGAUUGGCUUUUGGAUUGUGAUCAAAGUCAAUCAUUGUUGGACCAAGCAUGGGUUCGAUAUCCCACAAUGGCUAUCUACAUCAGCGUCUUCAUUAUUUGCUUAUUAGGCAACUUAUUUACUAUCAUUGUCAUACUUGCUCACCCCUUGAUGCUAACUUCAACUAACUUUUUCCUAUGCAAUUUGGCUGUUGCUGACCUGUUGGUAGCGGUAUUCUGCAUUUUACAGAAUAUGAUACACAUUGUCGGCUUUGAUCACGCGAACUGGCCAUUAGGAGAGACAAUGUGCAAGAUGUACGUUCUGGUCCUCCAUCUCGUACCAUGCACAAGUGUGGGCAUUCUCGUGUGUGUUUCUAUCGAAAAGUAUAUAGCCGUUCUGCAUCCUCUAACAGCCUUGAAAAUCCUAACACAACGACUCCGAAUCAUGGUGACCAUUGGCAUUUGGAUCAUAAGUUUACUGACAAAUCUUGUCUAUUUCUUUUCGACGAAAGAGUUCAAGUUCGGGGAUAAGAGAGCUUGUUCUCGUACGGAUGAAAUGCCAUUAUGGGUAACCAUUUCAUUUGUUAUUUGGUACGUAAUCCCAUUAUUGGUACUUGCAUUCAUUUAUUCCAAAAUUGGUUUUCUACUAUGGACUACAGGGGGAUCUUCAUUGAGAACUAAUCGCCAGAGUAGUGCUGAUUCACAAGGCAGCGCCGGUGCGUCGUGGAACAUGGGUAACGGUCGAGUGAUUGUUUAUAAGCAGGAAAGUCUUUUACAAGUACCAGAUGAGAAGCCAGUCCGAAGAAGACAGCGCCAAUUCAUGGAAGGUCGGAGAAAGGUUAUCCGAUUGCUGUUCUUCGUCGUUCUCUCAUUUGCGGUCUUGACUCUUCCACACCAUGCACGGCUUCUAGAAGCGAUGUGGUAUCCGGCACCCACUUGUAAUUCUGAUUAUGCAAUUCUCCUGCAACCGCUCAGUUAUAUUUGCUUAUUUGUAUCCAGUGCUAUUAAUCCAAUUCUUUAUGCAUUCUUAUCCCGAAGAUUUAGAGAAGCUGUCAGUGAAAUUCUUUACUGCCGAAGAGGUCUAUUUACAAGAAUCAGCAGGUCUCGAACUCGGACAUUGGUUUCUGAUGUACCGGACGAGUCUCGAUCUCCUUCACCUAACCCACGAAACAAUACGUUUCGCUUAAACCGUCUACGUUAA